AUGUGGCAGGAGGAAGAAUUAGUUGUAAAGAAUAAUACUUCUGUUCAAGAUCAAGAUUUUAUUUUUCGAAAGCCUCUCGAAGUCGAAUUGAGGUUUCCCAGGGAGAAAUUCAAGAAGUUUUAUGGAGUUUCUCUUCCUUCCAUUUCUGCGAGUGAAAGCAGUGAGCCCUUAGUGUUUGAAGAUAAAAUAGCUGCUUUGAAGGCCAUCAAAACUCACAAAGGUGCUCGAUUUAAAGAAUUCUCGAGCAAAGAAGAUGCCUUGGAAUUUGCGAAACAGUAUGCUGAUUUGAUUCCCGAGUCACCUGCGUCUGUACAUAAUAAGCAAGUUGUAAAAGCUAGUCCUGAAAGUCAGUCGGUUUUUCGGCAGCCCACCAGUCAGCAAACGGUGCAAGUUCGCAAAGCUAUCGAAAAAGGAGAUUUCGAAAAAUUUACUUCGGCCGUUUGGUCGAAUCCUUUGUAUUUGAUAAAUGGCGCAGAUUCUCCCACCAUCAUGCAAGAAGGAACCCGUUACAAUGCUCUUCACGUGGCUUCGAAAUCCAACCGUCCGAAAAUGUGCGAGGAAAUACUGAAAACUGUGGAAGAUCCCAAGUUUUUGAAACUCCUGUACCCCGAAGAUACGGAAAUCACGAGAACGAACAGGAUUCAUCACAUCACGGAUCUUUAUUUAAAUUCUGUUGACAAAGCACUUUUGGAAACUCCUUUGCAUAUAGCUGCAAAAUUUGGAUUUCUAGAAGUGGUGAAAAUACUUCUCGCUCAUCCAUUCUGUGACAAAACUAAGAUUAAUAAAUACGGAUCUUUAGCCAAGGAGUUAAUAUGUACCAGGUGUUCCUCUGACUGCACAGAAUUGAAAGAAAAAUUAGAGAAAGCUUUUGAAGGUGAGUACUAUAUCCCGGUGCUACGAAAUGAGACUAAUGUAGUGCAGCCCAUCAUCGGCAAGCCCUGUACUUCGGAAAGCGUCAAGCAAGCGAGAUCGCCUCGCUUUUCGAAAUCCGAUGUUCACGACCCAGAAUAUUCCAUCAAAGCGUACGCUGGACCCAUGACACCCUCCUCGGCUAAAAAUUUUUAUCGUCUGUGGAAACAUCCGACUUCUCCCGCUUCACCCAUUUUUUCUUCGCCGGAACUGUGCCAAAAUGACGUUCGAUUCACCGACCUGGAGAAAGGCUUGGAACGAGUCGGGAGGAAAUUAGCUGCCGAACUGAAUGUCGAUUGGGAAGAGUAUUGGCCAGCUUUGGAUGCCUGGGUCGAUUUAACCAGUGAAAGAGGCUUGUGUAUGCUGGAAUCAUACGUAAAAAAGUUUUCGAAUCUGUUUCAAGAGGAAGAACCGGAGAAUCUUUCGGACGACGAUCAUUUCGUCACGCCCCCCAGCUCACCCGAGAAAGCGGAUGCCUUCAGUGCUGUUAAUUACAGGCCUUUCUGCACCCCACCACACACACCCGAGGAUUCGGACGAAGAGCUUACAAACGAAGAAAAUUUCAGUUUGCAGUUAUCUAAAGAAGAUAUCGGCAUGUUCCGAGCCGUAGAAUCUGUUGAAAUUGAUUCUGUUAGCUAUCCACACAUUUGCAAAUGGAAACAGGCAGUCCAAAAGCACUUGCAAUCGUGUCCUGUAAAGAAAAUCAUUUCGAGUGACAGUCCAAUUUCAUCUUUCAUUGUUGGCGACAGAUUGAGGAGCAUCAGGAGGCCUUUGUUUUGA
Messenger RNA from Uloborus diversus, 1689 nucleotides. RefSeq names its product ankyrin repeat and LEM domain-containing protein 2-like (gene Ankle2). Gene Ontology annotation, molecular function: protein binding. NCBI's taxonomy places the organism in Eukaryota, Metazoa, Arthropoda, Arachnida, Araneae, Uloboridae. The coding region runs from base 1 to 1689 and encodes 562 amino acids. The transcript is spliced from 13 exons. The record is from RefSeq and is a predicted model, not a curated record.